CGUUGAUCAAGUGCGUUUAUUGGCCGAGAAAAAAAGCUGUGAUAAGUUCGUUCUUUCACUGCGUGAUGGCGCUGAAGUAUUUCCAGAAGGCGCUGAUUUAUGACAGCUUCUGUCGCAUUCUACUGUCGCCCUGUCAACAGGCUCUGCAACUGGAGCUAAUUAUGGUAGUGAUAACUUGUAGUACUGCAUAAAAGCGGAGACUGUUUUGAUAGCUAUAUAAUGUUAUCUCUUAAUUUCAAUGAAAAUUGCUUAAGAUUUUUGAUUGUUGACCACGGAUUUCCAUUCACGCAAGAUGCUCUAUCUAUGCCAUCGCACGCCAGAUUACCGCGACAGUUGCUUCGUCGCAGGAUCCAUAUGGUCGGAUUGUGAAUUCGUGACAACAUAGGAACUCAUCUGACUGAUUAGAAGGCUGUGGUCAGACUGUGGUCUCUGGGUGCAGAAAUAAACAUGGCCGAUAGUGAAUCCGACACUAGUCCGCAGAAUGAUCAAAGUGGAAGUUUGCCGUCUGGACCGCGAGUGGUGACGAUUUAUAAAACAGAAACAGGAUUUGGUUUUAACGUGAGAGGACAAGUUAGUGAAGGAGGGCAGCUGCGAAGUAUUAAUGGAGAGUUAUAUGCACCACUGCAACAUGUCAGUGCUGUACUGGAGGGAGGAGCGGCAGAAAAGGCUGGAAUUAGAAAAGGCGAUAGAAUUUUGGAAGUCAACCUGCCUGAAGCAACCUUCUGCAGCAUCCUUUACCAGAACAUAUUCACCCUUUUUGAUUUGGAUGAUUUAGAACAAAGAUUUCUUUAUGAAAUAAAAGAUUGUCAAAAACGGUGUUACUAUCUUGUGCGAUUUAGGAUUUUUGUUGGUGGUAUUGAGCUCAAUGGGGUGAAUGUGGAAGGAGCCACUCACAAGCAGGUGGUGGAUCUCAUAAAGUCUGGUGGGGACGUCCUCACACUCACAGUCAUCUCUGUCACCCAGCAGGAAGCUGAACGUUUAGAGCCAAGUGAAGAUCCUGCUGGUUACACAUACAUAGACUACAGCGAAAAACGGUCACUACCUAUAUCUGUUCCAGAUUAUCAUUAUUUGGAAAAGAGUGGUGAACGUUAUGUGGUAUUUAAUAUUUAUAUGGCUGGAAGACAUUUAUGCUCUCGGAGGUAUAGAGAAUUUUCUAAUCUUCAUUUAAAUCUGAAGAAAGAAUUUAUUGGCUUUAGUUUUCCUAAACUUCCUGGCAAAUGGCCUUUUACGUUGAGUGAACAACAACUUGAUGCUAGACGAAGAGGUUUGGAACAGUACCUGGAAAAAGUUUGUGCUGUGAGAGUUAUUGCAGAAAGUGAUAUUAUGCAAGAAUUUUUGACAGAUGCUGAUGAUGAACAGGGUAAUAUAUCUCCAGUAGACCUCAAAAUUCUUCUUCCUGAUAGGGAAGUAGUAACUGUUUCUGUCAGAAAGAAUUCUAAUACAGAAGAAGUGUAUGCAGCAGUUAUUGAUAAAAUUCACAUGAAUAAAAAGACAUCAAAGUAUUUUUAUCUUUUUGAAAUCGUUGAAUAUAAUUUUGAGCGGAAACUACAACCUUCUGAAUAUCCUCAUAAUUUGUAUAUACAAAACUACAGCACUGCAACUUCAACAUGUUUGUGUAUUCGGAAAUGGUUAUUUUCCUUGCCACGGGAACUGAGUUUAGUUACUGAUGAUGUGGCAACAACAUACAUAUUUUGGCAAGCUGUAGAUGAUGUGAAUCGUGGACAUAUCCGAGCUGAUGACAGAUUGUAUCAGUUGAAAGCUCUGCAAGAUUCCUCAAGAAAACAUGAGUACUUACGCUUAGCACGUGAAUUAACUGGAUAUGGAGAAGUGGUGUUUCCUCACUGUACAUGUGACUCUCGAAAAGAGGGCCAUGUAAUUGCCUCAAUAGGAUCUGCUCACUUCAAGCUCCAAGCGUGCAGGGAAGACGGUGCUUUAGAGUCUCAAGUAGUAGAAUUUCCAUGGUCAUCUAUAAAGGAAUGGGAGGUAGAUGAUGAAGCUAUGGCAUUUUGUUUCCAGUAUCAACGUCCUGAAAAGAAUCCUCGUUGGGUUAAAAUAUUUACUCCUUAUUUGACUUGUUACACAAAGCAAGUAAUGUUCUUCACUUGA
Molecule: messenger RNA, 2106 nt
Organism: Gryllus bimaculatus (two-spotted cricket)
Lineage: Eukaryota; Metazoa; Arthropoda; Insecta; Orthoptera; Gryllidae
Source: the annotation of a GenBank genome assembly